This is a messenger RNA of Phytophthora infestans T30-4, 4062 nucleotides long. RefSeq names its product UDP-N-acetylglucosamine-peptide N-acetylglucosaminyltransferase 110 kDa subunit, putative. Gene Ontology annotation, biological process: protein O-linked glycosylation. The coding region runs from base 1 to 4062 and encodes 1353 amino acids. Lineage: Eukaryota; Oomycota; Peronosporomycetes; Peronosporales; Peronosporaceae. The record is from RefSeq and is a predicted model, not a curated record. The transcript has 3 exons. Gene Ontology annotation, molecular function: glycosyltransferase activity; protein binding.
AUGCCAUCAUUGCGAGUGCUCCUCGCUGCAUUCAUCUGUUUAUGGGGCUUUUAUCGACCCACUCAAGCCGGUACAGUACUAGUCGUGACUCCUGAGAAUGAGGCGUCUCUCACACUCGCUGCUGAGCUCUAUCACGCGGCGCAAGAGUCGGAUCAGACUCACGACAAGGAGAGACUUCUUCGACAAAGUAUCGACGUGUAUCCAGAGAUUGCAGCAGCUUACAACAACUUGGCUAUGCUAAUUUUCGGGCGAAAUGAACGAGAUGAAGCUCUGCAGCUGCUGGAACGAGGUCUACAAGCCGCUGAAGCCACCCAAGACUGGGAAAAUGUGGCCAACAUCCACAACAAUAUCGGGUUUAUCGCUCGAGAACGCGGCAAAUGGAGCGUUGCGUACUCGUUAGAAGCUCUCGGCCACUUUGAGGAGGCGUUGGAAAUUGAUCCGGAGUUUGUGGGGGCCUUAUACAACAAAGCUUCGGUGUUGUUGGCUCUCCGUAGAGACAUGGAGUCGAAGGAGAUGCUUUUAAAGGUGCUGGAGCUUGAGCCGGAUGAUCGACAGGCUCACCUGGAUCUGGGUAGGAUUUACUUUGAACAUGGAGAUCUGGAGAAGGCGUUGGAGCAUGAAGAUUACGUCAUUAACAUGGCUACAACGUCCAAAGAAAAACUGCAGGGAAUGCACAACAAAGGAGUGUUUCUGAAGGAGUACGACUUGCUCUCUCGUGCUCUUAAAGUGUACGAGGAGAUGCUGUUAAUCGACACAGUGGAGACCUAUGUGCUCGUCGAUAUGAUGAACGCGAAGCGGUCGUUCUGUGACUGGGAGGGCAUGGAGAAGCUCGAGAAUCAGGUGCUGGCUGCUGCUCAACGCCAGUUCGAGCUUGAGAUCUCUCAGGAACAGGCCGUUUUCCUGCCAUUCGACUCCACGCUAGUCAAAGUUUCCGACGCUUUCCGCAGAAAUUUGGCAAUUCGAGCGUCUAAAAUCUACGAACAGCCGAGUACACUAGAGCUACUUCCGUUAUCUUGGAGUGUUAAUGAGCCGUCCUGGGAUCGUCCUACGACUCGUCAACGCUUGAAGAUUGGGUAUUUGAGCUUCGAUUUCCGUGAUCAUCCCAUGGGACACCUCACUUUGGGGCUCAUUGAGCAGCAUGCGGCAUUGGCGAGUGGUGUAGACACAAUUUGCUACUCGUACGGACCCAAUUCCGAAGCCUCCGCACCGUGGCGUCGCCAAUUCGAAGACAAAUGUGGCGUUUUCCGGGACUUGUUGGGCAUGUCGGACCUCCAGGCUGCGCAGACGAUCGGCCUCGAUGGAAUUGAUGUGUUGGUGGAUCUGAUGGCGCACACGAAAGGUGCCAGACUGGGGAUUCCGUCGCUUCGACCGAGUCGGAUUGUUGUCAAUUAUCUAGGAUAUCCGGGAACAAUGGGCUCGAGCUUCACGGAUUUCGCAAUGGUGGAUAAACUCGUCCUCCCGCCUGAAGUAGCAGCAGCAAGUAUGACGGAACAAGUUGUGUAUCUCCCAUUCACGUACCAAGCGAAUCGCUAUGAGCCCUGGAUCUCUGCAUGUGGCGAUGUGGACUGUCAACGAGCGAACAGGUCGCAGCAUGGCUUACCCACCGAUGGCUUGGUCUUCUGCAAUUUCAAUACAAUUAACAAGAUGGAGAGUGAGUCGUUCGCAGUCUGGAUGAGUAUUCUGAGGCAGAUUCCCAACAGUGUGCUCUGGCUACUCGCCCCAUCCGGUCCAGAUGCGCUUCGUGUGAUGGAAAAGCUGCAUGACCAAGCAAUGGCGCAUGGCGUUCUCCCGUCGAGAGUGAUCUUCGCUCCACGAGUGGAUAAAUAUUCCCAUCUUGCACGGAUUACAGUGGCUGAUAUCUUCUUGGACUCUUUCGUUUACAACGCUCACUCGACUGCGGCAGAUGCGCUGUGGGCGAAUGUUCCCAUUGUUACGUUGUGGGGAGACACCUUCCCGUCUCGAGUUGCUGCGUCGCUGAUACGGAACGCCAUUCCGUACCCAGAAUUGGUAUCACAGAGUGUUAAAGACUACGAACGAAUGGCAGUUUACCUGGCUAGAACACCGAAAGUGUUACGUCGUAUUCGCAACGCCCUGGCAGCCAACACACUGACCUCACCGCUGUUUAAUACCAAGCAAACCACAGAAAGCAUAGAGACUGCGUACGAAGUGAUGCACGACGUGGUGAAUCGCUUGCAUUCUUUAAGUAACAACGAGAGAAAGUUACGCUUCCAACUGAUAAUUCAACCGGAACGCGCGGCGGACUCAUUCGGGAGCGUGGAAAGCAUCCAUUCUCGUGUGAAUGAAGUGAUUCAGCAAGGGAUUUCUCUCCAAGAACGAGGAGACUACACUGGCGCUGAGAAUGUCUACUUACGCGUACUACGUGCGAGUCCCGGGAAUGCGGACGCUGUUCAUUUAUUGGGCACUAUUCACUUCCAGAAUGAGCGGUUUAUGCUGGCUAUCGAGUAUAUUACGCGUGCCGUGGCAAUAAAUCCACAUGUGACGUGGUAUCACUCCAAUCUGGCACUAUCUUUGCAACUCGAUGCGUCCAAUCACAUGGCUGUAUCGAAGCUUGGUGAGAUUUACGCCAGUCAGAAAGCGCUCGACAAGGUAGUUAACCUCUACGCGACGUACGGAGAAGCUGCGUAUUCCUUCUCAGGACAACCAACAAGUGCCAGGCAAGACGAGAUGCGACAAGCCUACAUGGACUACUCCAAUGCAUUAGACAAGACUGGGCAGUCUCUGGAGGCCACUCAACUGCUACAAGCAGCAGUAGAGCAGCAUCCCGACAUCUUUCAACUCCGUUACAGCCUCGGCGUACUGUACAACAAGCUGGAGAAAUAUGACGAGGGCAAUCAGCAACAAUUCGACGCUGUGGUUGCUCAAGCUCGCUAUCUUUUCGAGACUCAAGGGCGACAUUUCAUAAAAAUUCCUCGUCCCGACCACAAAGUGGUGAUCGCUUUUUACUGCCACGAGUACGACCAAUCGUGGUGGGGGCAGUGGGGGCCUUCUUCCCUAAAAACAGGUCUGGGUGGGUCGGAAGAAGCAGUCGUGUUCCUGUCUCGUGAGCUUCAGAAACUCGGCUACUGGGUGGAAGUCUACGGUGAUCCGUCGACGCAAGAUAUCUCGACUUUAGACGACGCAGACGAAGAUAAAGCUCGCUGGUAUCCUCACUAUACGUACGAUGUUGACGACAAAGGCGUCGACAUUUUCGUGGCUUGGAGAUAUCAUAUUUCUAUGGCUAUGGGACGAGCUGCUCGCAAAAAAUUCAUGUGGAUGCACGACCUUCCUCAAGAAGAUGCGAGACGCUCAACUGAGUUGCUCAACAAUGCUGACGGGAUCUUCUGUGUCAGUGAGUUUCAUGCCUCUGCGUUCCCUGAAACUCUCCGGUCAAAACUUACAGUCAGUACCAACGCAGUCGAUCGCUCCUUCUUCGUCCACGGACCAAACCACGCAGAUCGAUUCGUCUACGGCAGCUCACCCAGUCGAGGGCUGCACACUCUACUGAAGGCGUGGCCACGUAUCCGAGAGAAGAUUCCGACGGCUGAACUGUCUGUAUUUUAUGGCUUUACACCUGCAUUUAUGAAGUGGGGGGACUCUCACAUGGCCAACUUUACCGACUGGAUGAGCGAGAUGAAUCAACUACUUAGUGAGACGCCAGGUGUGCGCUUUGUGGGUCUCGUUAACCAUGCGCAACUGGCGAAAGAAUACUCGAACGCGGGGUUCUACCUGUACCCGACGACUUUUUCAGAGACGAGCUGCAUUUCCCUCAUGAAAGCCAUGACGAACGGCGCCAUCCCAAUCACCAGUCGCUUCUCUGUCUCCGCGUUACCUGAGACGGUCGACGACUUUGAUCUUGGGCCACGAGCUCUGCAACAACGCAACAUUGACGACGAUCCGGAAUGGCUGGAGCUCUGGAUACAAAGCAUUGUCGAUGCUGUACACAACGAGCAGCAGGCAACAACAGUCCGUCAUCGUAUGAAGCGCUUCGCUCGGAAGAAAUAUCGCUGGGAGAAUAUUGCAUUGCAGUGGCAUCGCGUGGUCUCCAAACCGAAAUUUCCGUAA